UUUAAAGUACGAUUACGGUCCGCCCGACUUGGAUGUUGAUCUAAUGAUCUCAAAAGCUUUCAUCAUGGAUCUCAUAGAAUUCCAAGAAGCAGCUGCUGCUUUUGGCUUAUUACAUCCCGGUUUUAGAUUUUAUGACAACUACCAACCAAUAGGAUGUAUAAAUCGGAUCCUUACCAAAAUUAUGUUCAAAACCUUAGCUGGAGUUCUCAUGGGCCAGACGAGCAGCUUGAGCUCAGCCCGAGAGCCCCAAAAACUUGGAGACAUGCAAAUAUUAACUUCCAAGCCGUCGACCAAGCUCCCGCCAGAAACGCCUCAGCCAUCCAUGGACCUUUUACGGCACCUCUGGGAUCUGUCGCAAGAUGCCCGGUUACUUUCGGAUCUUUGCCACCGGCAAUUUUCUCGGACCCCCUCCCGCCGGUCAAAGCAUUCUCCCCGACCUACACCCUUGCUCCAGGUGACGGAACCCAUGGGAACCCUAACCCGCAGCUGCGCAUGGCUUCUGACGAUGGACAUCCUAUUGGGCAUAUACCUAGACCCAAAUCAGCCCCCUCAC
This is a messenger RNA of Striga asiatica, 553 nucleotides long. Lineage: Eukaryota; Viridiplantae; Streptophyta; Magnoliopsida; Lamiales; Orobanchaceae. The record is from the annotation of a GenBank genome assembly.